AUGGUUGUCGAAAACACUUACAAUACCAACGCCGUCGUUUUGAGCGAAAAGACUUCGUUCACGGGUGCAGUUGUAAAUCUCCGAAAAUUGCUGAAAACGGUUAAGGCCAUCUUCAAGCACACCAAGGCCAGCAACAAUCCGAGCAAUGAGAUCACUGCCACUCACUCUUGCAUGACGGAGGAGGAAUACCAGAAUUGGCUGAACGAGCAAGUGGAGGGCAAGUAA
This is a messenger RNA of Drosophila busckii, 225 nucleotides long. Its product is annotated as BobA. The transcript has a single exon. The coding region runs from base 1 to 225 and encodes 74 amino acids. The record is from RefSeq and is a predicted model, not a curated record. NCBI's taxonomy places the organism in Eukaryota, Metazoa, Arthropoda, Insecta, Diptera, Drosophilidae.